Octopus bimaculoides (California two-spot octopus) is the source of this 2964-nucleotide messenger RNA. RefSeq lists its product as uncharacterized. Gene Ontology annotation, molecular function: DNA-binding transcription factor activity; RNA polymerase II cis-regulatory region sequence-specific DNA binding. The record is from RefSeq and is a predicted model, not a curated record. Gene Ontology annotation, biological process: regulation of transcription by RNA polymerase II. Lineage: Eukaryota; Metazoa; Mollusca; Cephalopoda; Octopoda; Octopodidae.
CUACUUACCACACAGCCACUCCUGUAAAUUAAACAACAUCAAUUGUCAUCCAGCCGUAGAAACCCUGCCAAAGCAGACAGUCAUGCUUGGUGCAGUCCUGUGUCUUACCAGCUUUUACAUGAUUACCGUAACUUCGAAGGGUUUAUUAUAUAAUUCUAUUAUUUACUGCCAGAAGCGUUAGCAAGCCGGACAAAACGCCUAACAUCAAUUCGUCCGUCUUUACUCUGGAAGUUCAAACUCCACCGAGGUCCACUUCACCUUUCGAGAAUAUCACAUCAUGUUGACGUAAAGGAAAUUUCUUCAUUCAGAUGUACCUUUGAUAUUUUCUACUGACUUUCAUCAAUUAACCCUUUAGCAUUUAAACCGGCCAUAUCUGGCCAAAGGUAUUCUGCCUAUUCUAUGUUCAAACUGGCCAGAUCUGGUCUCUCACACCAACCCUACAAUAUGGUUUUUAAACUGAACAACUACCUCAUCAAAAUCUCAUAGCUAUGAGAUAAUGCUUGAUUAGUUCAAAACAAUGUGGAUAAAAAAGCAUUAAUUAUGGCAGAAUAAUGUGAACACUAAAGGGUUAAAGGAAGACCAUAUAUUUAUAAGGCACAUUCAUCAAAGCAUUGACCUCUUUCUGUAAUUAAAAUCAACGACAAACGAUAAGAACAUAUUUCUUUUGUACGAUGGAAUUAACAGCAACAUUUACUUGUCUUCACUGGAAUGUAGAGGAAGUGAUUGCUUGGUUAAUUAAGCUUGGAUAAGUUUACAAAAGUUUUAACAGUUUAAAUCUGCCGUUUUAGAUAUUAAGCAACAACACGGAUAAAAGAAACAUAGUGUUAAAUUAUUCUCUGAAAAUACUGACACAAGUGAACACAGAUAUAUUCAUAGAAAUGAAAACUUGUUUGUCAUUGUGAUAUGUAUGAGAAAUUAUUAUCUCCUAAUGAAUAAUUUAAGAAAUCCAAACAACCCUGAUACAAGACAGAAGCCAUAUCAUUGUGAUAUCUGUGGUAAAUCAUUCACUGAAGAAAGAGUCUUAACCAAACACAAAGGCAUUCAUACAGGAGAGAAACCACAUCACUGUAAUGUCUGUGGUAAAUCAUUCUCUCAAAGUGGUGCCUUGACCAGUCACAUACGUACACAUACAGGAGAGAAGCCACAUCACUGUGAUGUCUGUGGUAAAUCAUUCUCUCGAAGAGGUGAGUUGUUUAGGCACAAACGUACACAUACAGGAGAAAAACCAUAUCAUUGUGACAUAUGUGGUAAAUCAUUUUCUGAACAUGGUCACGUGACUAGGCACAAACGAAUUCAUACCGGAGAAAAACCAUAUCAAUGUGAUAUCUGUGGUGAAUCAUUUUCUCAUAAUAGCUCUUUAACUAGUCACAAACAUAUUCAUACAGGAGAGAAGCCAUAUCGUUGUAAUAUAUGUGGUAAAUCUUUCUCUAUAAAUAGUAACCUGACUAAACACAAACAUACACAUACAGGAGAGAAAGCAUAUCGUUGUAAUAUCUGUGGCAAACCAUUCUCUACAAAUAGUAACUUGACUAGUCAUAAGCGUAUUCAUACUGGGGAAAAACCGUAUCAGUGUGAUAUCUGUGGUAAAUCAUUUUCUCAAAGUGGCACCUUGGCUAAACACAAACUUACACAUACGGGAGAGAAGCCAUAUCAUUGUAAUAUCUGUGAUGAAUCUUACUCCCGGAGUGAUGCCUUGGCUAAACACAAACUUACACAUACAGGAGAAAAGCCAUAUCAUUGUGAUAUCUGUGAUAAAUCUUUGUCUUCUAGUUACUUGAUUAGUCACAAACGUAUUCAUACUGGAGAAAAACCAUAUCAAUGUGAUAUCUGUGGUAAAUCAUUUUCUCAUAUUAGCUCCGUAAGUCGUCACGAACGUAUUCAUACAGGAGAGAAGCCAUAUCAUUGUAGUAUCUGUGGUAAAUGUUUCACUCAAAGUGGAGAGUUGAUAAAACACAAACUUACACAUACAGGAGAGAAAGCAUUUCAUUGUGAUACUUGUGGUAAAUCAUUCUCUACAAAUAGUCAAUUGACUAAUCACAAACUCAUUCAUACUGGGGAAAAACUAUAUCACUGUGGUAUCUGUGGUAAAUCAUUCUCCAGAAAUAGUCACUUGACUAGGCACAAACGUAUUCAUACAGGAGAGAAGCCAUAUCAUUGUGACAUCUGUGGUAAAUCAUUCUCCAGAAAUAGUCAUUUGACUAAGCACAAGCAUAUUCAUACUGGGGAAAAACCAUAACACUGUGGUAAAUCAUUUUCUAAAAAAAUUAAUUGACUAGGCACAAACGUAUUCAUACUGGGGAAAAACUAUAUCAGUGUGAUAUCUGUGGUAAAUCAUUUUCUCAUAACAACACUUUAACUAUUCACAAACGUAUUCAUACAGGACAGAAGCCAUAUCAUUGUAAUAUCUGUAGUGAGUCAUUCUUCCAAAAAAGUCCUGUACACAUGUAAGUAUUCACACACAACUGUAACAGUAACAAUAUAAAAAUUUAUUACCACAGGACAACAAUUAUGAAUAUUUUGUCUGCUAAAAGACAGGGUUUAUUCUUCUUCAAGCUUGACAUUAUCAACUUCAGUUUGAUCAAUGUUAAUAUUAAAUCCAUGAAUAUCAGCUCCAGUAUUAUGUAAAUAUCAAAAUAUACCAAUACAGUGAUGACUUUGAUUUCUAAACAUGAUUGUGUUGAAUUUUUGAGGAAUUUGUUCUGAGAGAUUAAAGGAAUGGGAAUAAUGAAUAAAAGUUUUAAGUGACAUUCCUUUUGUCUUUGUUGUGUUUUCGUCAUCAUCAUCCUUUAGCGUCCAUCUACUAUGCAGGCUUGGGUGGGAAAGUGUGACAUGAGCUGGCAAGCCAGAGUGCUGCUCCACGUUCCAGUCAGAUUCGGCUGUAAGCCCUUAAGAUACAUGGCACAUUUUAUAAAUAUGUCUGUUCAAGUAUCGUAACAGUAUGAAACAGGUAGUAGCUCUUCCGGU